AUAGGUUCCUAGUGUUCAACAUUUCUUGAUCAUUGAUUUUUGUGAACUCUAUAGCUAAAAUGGUUUCAAAAGACUCACCCCCACCUUCACACUCAAGCAUUUUACAUCAAUUUAUAAACUCAGACUCCAUCAUGACUAGUCAAAUUGGUAGCCAACAUUUUGACAUGUAUCAAUCUGAUACUACUACUGCCUAUCAGCCUCAUGGUGGACUUUCUAGAUCCAUAGAGUUUGUUAAUCAUCCUGAUUUUACUACUGAUUCUCAUGAUGUUAACCAUAGUAGACAUUUGAUGGAUCUUCUUGGAGCUUCACAUGAUGCUAAUACUAACCAACAAGCACAAAGACUCUCACUUUCUUUAGGUUCACAUUCACUUGUUUCAAGUUUUACUAAUCCUAGUUAUAUGAACCAAGAAAUUGACCAAAGGAACAAUGAGUAUUCUUUCUCUGCAGCUGCAAUGAAUCAAUCUUUUUCGAAUGUUUGUGGAACUGAAUCUUUUGUUUCUGCUAUUGGUAACUCAAAGUACUUGAAACCAACUCGGUCUCUGUUGGAGGAAUUGGUUUGUAUUGGUGGCAAGACUAUUGAUUCAAGUAAUGAGAAGUUUAUUAGGCGAUUGUCGCGUAAUAGCAAGAAAGGAUCUUUAAGCCUUCGCACUAUGUUGAAAGGAGAAAUCCCACCAAGCAAUGAAUUGUUCAAUGAAAGACAUGAACUUUAUGUUAAAAUCAUGAAGCUCAUAGUCUUGUUGGAAGAGGUGGAAAGGAGAUAUGAGCAAUAUUAUCAACAUAUGGAAGAAGUUACUUCAACAUUUGAGGUAAUAGCAGGAUUUGGAGCAGGGAAAGCUUACACAGCACUUGCACUUCAAGCAAUGUCUAGACAUUUUUGCUGCUUAAGAGAUGCCAUCAUAUCUCAAAUUAAUGUCAUUAGACAAAAAAUGCUACGAGACGUGCCGAAAAUUAGCAGUGGCUUGUCACAUUUGAGUCUUUUUGAGAAAGAAACUCUGCAGAACAGAAUAUCUCUUCAGCAACUUGGAAUCAUUCAAGGUAAUCGACAAGCUUGGCGACCAAUUAGAGGAUUGCCAGAGACAUCAGUGGCAAUUCUUCGUUCUUGGCUAUUCGAACACUUUCUCCAUCCAUAUCCAAAUGACUCUGAAAAGCUUAUGUUAUCAUCUCAAACAGGCUUAUCAAAAAAUCAGGUUUCCAACUGGUUUAUUAACGCGCGAGUUAGGCUAUGGAAGCCCAUGAUUGAGGAAAUGUAUAAGGAAGAAUUUGCAGAAUCUUCAGUUGAAUCAGAUAAUUUGUUGAACAGAGAAGGUGUUACUGAUUCUGCAGAAGAAUGAAGGGUUGAAGUGAGAAGAAUGAGGAA
Molecule: messenger RNA, 1357 nt
Organism: Solanum verrucosum
Lineage: Eukaryota; Viridiplantae; Streptophyta; Magnoliopsida; Solanales; Solanaceae
Product: BEL1-like homeodomain protein 11
Exons: 5
Coding region: 60-1331 (423 amino acids)
Biological process (GO): regulation of transcription by RNA polymerase II
Molecular function (GO): RNA polymerase II cis-regulatory region sequence-specific DNA binding; DNA-binding transcription factor activity, RNA polymerase II-specific
Source: RefSeq, a predicted model, not a curated record